AUGGCUGGGAAGGCGCAGGAUGGUCAGAUCUUUGUGGGUGGCCUGUCAUGGUGUACCACCGAACGCAUGCUCGAGGGCGCCUUCCGCCGCUUUGGCAAGAUCGUCGACGUCCGGGUCAUCACCGAGAGGCACACGGGACGCAGCCGUGGCUUCGGCUUCGUGACCUUCUCCGAUCCACGGGCAGCCAGCAACGCCAUCGCGUUCAUGCACUGCCAGGCGAUAGAUGGCCGGACCAUUUCGGUGUUCAGGGCUGAUCCGCAGCGCAUGAACUUUCAUUCCGGCAAGGGUUAUGGCGCCGUUCACGGCGGACAAGACGGGCAUUGCCUGCCGCGGUAUGGAAACGGCUUCAGCUGGGAUCAUCGGCACUGCCCUGAUGGCUUCGGCAUUGGUCACCAUUUCGGGCGAUUCUUCUCCGAGUUCACCGUCCGUGGUGACUUCUUCCACCGGCAGGGAGGCCGUUUCGACGGAGAUCGUCACCAUGCCAACGAUGGAUACUUCCACCAUUGGGGCGGCGGUGGUUGCGUCGGCGCGGAUCGCUGCGGGUACGGAUCGGGUGGUGAUCUGGAUCGGCGAGGCUACGGCAACGGUGGGGGUCAUCAGCGAGGGAGAAGCUGCGACAGGGGCGGGGCACCGCGGCGUUGCCAUGGCAGGAGUGCAUCGAGGGGGCCUGCAGGAAGGAGACACCGGAGCGCAUCGAGGCCGAGGGGCGGCGGCGGAAGCCGUGGCAGGGAGAUCGUUACGAUGACGGUCAAGUUUUCACGUGCCAUUGUGUAG
This is a messenger RNA of Lolium perenne, 774 nucleotides long. The record is from RefSeq and is a predicted model, not a curated record. NCBI's taxonomy places the organism in Eukaryota, Viridiplantae, Streptophyta, Magnoliopsida, Poales, Poaceae.